AUGGCUGUCAUUACGGUGCAUGGCAUAUUCUGUGUGCUGCUAGUGUUAACGGUAAUGACACAAGUUUCUGGCGAGUGUCCAAGUGGCUUCCUGGUCCAUGGGUCUUCCUGCUAUAUGGACUUCAAUAUACAGGCUACAUGGGCCGAGGCCUCGAUGAUCUGUAACGUUUAUGGUGGAAACUUAGCUGAGAUUGGCGACGAACACGAGCAACAUUUCAUUGCGAGCUUCAUCUCCAGGAAAACACCUACUUCUUACAAGCCUGGCAUUUUCUGGCUUGGAGCCUCUGAUCUCUUGACAGAAGGAGAAUGGAUGUGGUCGAGCGAUAACUCAUUUAUGUCUUAUAAAAACUUCGCACCUAGGGAGCCUAACAAUGCUGAUGGAAAUGAAAACUGCUUGGAGUUUGAUUUUUCCGGUAAUUUCCAAUGGAACGACAACAACUGUGAAAACCUGUACAACUUCGUCUGUGAGGUGCCAAUGAAGAUAUCUUCCGGUGUUGUCAUAGGCUAAGAAACAACUUUUCAUAUUGCAUAUCACACUG
Ylistrum balloti is the source of this 538-nucleotide messenger RNA. RefSeq names its product perlucin-like. NCBI's taxonomy places the organism in Eukaryota, Metazoa, Mollusca, Bivalvia, Pectinida, Pectinidae. The transcript is spliced from 5 exons. Bases 1 to 507 code for a protein of 168 amino acids. The record is from RefSeq and is a predicted model, not a curated record.